Molecule: messenger RNA, 725 nt
Organism: Rhincodon typus (whale shark)
Lineage: Eukaryota; Metazoa; Chordata; Chondrichthyes; Orectolobiformes; Rhincodontidae
Product: isoleucine--tRNA ligase, cytoplasmic-like
Exons: 6
Biological process (GO): isoleucyl-tRNA aminoacylation
Molecular function (GO): aminoacyl-tRNA deacylase activity; isoleucine-tRNA ligase activity; ATP binding
Source: RefSeq, a predicted model, not a curated record
AUACACAUUUUAUGAUGGACCUCCCUUUGCCACUGGUCUUCCACAUUACGGCCAUAUACUUGCGGGGACAAUAAAGGAUAUAGUAACCAGGUUUGCACAUCAGAGUGGAUUCAGUGUUGAAAGAAGAUUUGGAUGGGAUUGCCAUGGCUUGCCUGUGGAAUAUGAAAUUGAUAAGACAUUGGGAAUAAAAGGACCUGAAGAUGUAGCAACAAUGGGCAUUGCUGAAUACAACAGACACUGUCGAGGAAUAGUGAUGAGGUACUCAAGUGAGUGGGAGUCUGCUGUUACCAGAUUGGGCCGUUGGAUUGAUUUUAAGAAUGAUUAUAAGACCUUGUAUCCUUCAUUCAUGGAAUCUGUUUGGUGGGUAUUUAAACAGCUAUAUGACAAGGGACUGGUCUACAGAGGAGUGAAAGUUAUGCCGUUUUCUACUGCAUGCAACACGCCUCUCUCUAAUUUUGAAUCACAUCAAAAUUAUAAGGAUGUUCAGGAUCCUUCUGUUAUUGUGACUUUUCCAUUGGAGGAGGACGAAAGUGUUUCCUUGGUUGCUUGGACGACAACCCCGUGGACCUUACCCAGCAACCUUGCUGUUUGUGUCAGCCCGGAAUAUCAAUAUGUAAAAAUCAAAGACAACUCCACUGGAAACUUGUAUAUCAUGAUGGAAGCCAGGCUAGAAGCACUGUUUAAAUCUGACAGUGAAUACACUGUUCUAGAUAGGUUGGUGCACA